This is a messenger RNA of Lacerta agilis (Sand lizard), 1129 nucleotides long. Its product is annotated as SCAN domain-containing protein 1-like. The record is from RefSeq and is a predicted model, not a curated record. Bases 200 to 1051 code for a protein of 283 amino acids. The transcript is spliced from 3 exons. Lineage: Eukaryota; Metazoa; Chordata; Lepidosauria; Squamata; Lacertidae.
UCAAAACAAAAGGGAUGCGGGGGGAGGGGGCAGUUGGCACCGGCUUCUUCCUUUCAUUACCUUUGUACCUUUCCUCUUCUGGUUGCUAAAGGAACAGGGAGUUUUCUUGAAACAAAGAAAAAGCAGCACCUACCAGGUACUCUGUUCACCAAACAUCCUAGCAUAGCUGCAGAGUUGUCAAACAGCCUUGUUGUGGAAAAUGGCCACCAAGGUGAAUGAGCAGAGCCUAGAUGCAUCCUGCAGUGACCCUGCAAAGGAGAGGGAUCCAGGUAGCACCAACAUGGCUGAGCAUCAGGACUUGGAUAGAGGUGAGGCCAAAGCAGCUGGUGAGUGUUCAGGAGGAGGAGCCGAACAUUCGGAGAUGACGCAGCAGCCUACGGAUCAGCGUCAAGCCCCAAGAUUGCAGGUAAAACAAGAAGAGAAACCAAAGACUGAAAAAUCCUUGGUGCCCCCUGCUGCAGAGGCUUCUGUGUCAGUUCCAGUGCUGCCCUUGGGAGAAGGGAAAGGGGCAAAGCGGAUGAUGGAGGAUGAUGAUGGUGAUGCUGACAUCUUUAAAGAAAUGCCGGAUGUCUGCCAGGAGGCCAGAGAGCCAGGAAGGGCCAUGCUCCUACCAGAUCUCUUUGGGGAGGCACAGCAGGCUCAUAGCAGUCUGGCUGCCGGCCGGGCUGGAGGAUGUGCCAAGGUGGAGCAAGCUAUCCCAUGCCUGCCGAAAGUGGGCUCUGAGAACCAGCGCAAACGCUUCCGGGGUUUUGCCUACAAAGAGACUGAAGGGCCCCAAGUGGCCUAUGAGCGACUCCAGGAACUGCUGUUCCAGUGGUUGAAACCAGAGGCCCACAGCAAGGAGGAGAUUAUAGAGCAGUUGGUGCUUGAGCAGUUCCUGAACCUCCUCCCAGAGGAUGUCCAGCGCUGGGUUCGGGAACGUCACCCUGAAAAUGGGGAUGAAGCUGUAGCCCUGGCAGAAGACUACCAGUUUCUGCACCCUGAGCCUGGGAGACGGCCCUACCCAGAAAGGGCAAGGCAACGGUCUUCAGCAAGGAGUUGGCUCCGCUGAAGUCACUGAAUCGGACAAGCAGGACUGGUUAUUGACUGAGAGAAUCAAAGACCUAGUUAUCUACCAAGCUGAGCGGGG